GCCUCGAAGGUACACGGGAGAAGAUACAGGCAUCUAUAGUCGAACUUCUGGGGCAACCAGGGAACAGAUUCAUCUGGCUGCGGGGCUCGCCCGGAAUGGGGAAGACCGCGAUUUGUCUGAGCAUUGCGUCCUACUUCGAAAACCAGGGCACCCUAGCUGCAUCCUUCUUUUGGGAUAAGAAUCGACCGGGAACGGGACUCGAUUCUAUUAAACAGUUUCCCUCCACUCUUGCACAUCAACUUGCGUCCUUCAAUGAGGAGUUCAAGUCCUCACUUGUCAAACGUCUUCGGCAACGAGGUCUUGAGCUUGCACAAAAUCUCCCUCUGGAGCAGCAAAUGAGGGCUCUGGUUGUUGAGCCUAUGGGUGAUCUUAAGCACUUACUGUUGUCGAGCAAGGACCGCUUCAUCAUCAUCUUAGAUGGGUUGGAUGAGUGCGGGGAUCAGAGAGCACUCCGUACCUUGAUGGGACUCGUGUUAAUGCUUGAUGCUUUGCCUCCCACAUUCAUCGUCUUAGUCAGCUCUCGCCCAGAGCCACAAGUUAUCUCAGCAUGGGAUGAUGCUAAGGAUGGGGGUCUUGACAUCCCAUGCGAAGAUGUUGAUAAGAUUGGAGAGGAGACUUUCCGCACAGUCCGUCGUAUGGUGGAGGAGGGCCUUCAGGAUUGUGUGAAGAAAUCUGUGUGGAAGCCGUCAGGGCAGGAUUUUGAUACCUUUGCUUCGGCUUGCCGUGGAUUGCCUGUUAUGGCCUCAAUCCGCAUACGUGAUGUCUGUGAUCAGACCCAACGCGGUUCUACUCUCAGGUCGGAGUUUGAGUACUUUCGUGAUCUUACAGAUGCACCACUUGACCUGAAGUCGGAGUAUUUACGAAUACUGCGGCGAGCGUAUAUGUCCAAUCAAUCCAGUAUUCGUCCACGUGUGAUUAACAAUUACCGCCAAGUGAUUGGGAUGAUCAUUGCUGCAUAUCAGCCGCUCAGCUUAUAUUCGAUUUCGAAGUUACUAGGAGUGGCCGAGGAUGAAAUUCGUGCAACCCUGGAUCCAAUCAGUUCAAUUGUAGCACUUUCCCAGCAAGAAUCAUUGUCCUACGAUUUCUCGGAGGAAUCAUUGUCCCACGAUGAUCCGCUAUACCCCACAUUCUAUCACGCGACAAUGAAGGAAUUCCUUGCGGAUCGCCCGUUUGGUCGUAAAAGUGAUCGGCCUUUCUUCAUCAGUGAUUCGAAGGGGUAUUUCUUGGGGUUGCCACUCCUCCGACUUAUCAAUAAUGUCAUUGAACACAAUGAACCCAAAGUACGCCCUCUAGGAGAUAGCGAGAAGUGGAAGGGAUUUAAAAUUAAGAAGCAACCCAAGCAUGUUCAGUAUGCUUUCCGCUACUUUUUCUGCCACUUGGACCCAUCGAAGCUGUCCUCACAAGAUUCCAAUGGACUCUGGAGCGAGUUUGAUAUCCUUCUCAAGCGAAACUUACUUUCGUUCAUUGCGCUGUCGGGAUUUAAUUUUGAGUUACCCAAUGAAUUCCUUAACUCAAAUGUUCACAAUUCGACUGAAUUAUUAAAAGAAGCCAAGAGGGUAAAGGAUUUCAUGACUAGAAACGAACUCAAGUCCUCCCCUUGGCAUAUUUAUCGAUCAGUCCUUCCCUUCACUCCACCCUCAUCCCCACUUUUCAAGCUUUAUGGACGCCUUUCCGAUCCCGUUCAAAUCUUCAGCAUUACAGGAGAAUUUUCCGGCUAUUCAAUUCCACUUAGCGAGAAUACGCUCAAUGCUCGAAAGGUCAUGGAGGCUGAGCUGCCAAGGCUACUUAAAAAAGCCGAUAGAUCCAGGACAAUACACCCUUUGACGGAUCCGGAUGAGGCAGACAUCGAUCACGGAGCUGCGUUUCGUGUUCGUAACAUUCGCAAUGGUAUUGUGGCUGCUGCUGCACUCUCACGAGAUGGCCGUUUCAUCGCACUCGGCUUUGGAAAUGGUACCAUCGAGGUUGCUGACAUUGAUCAUCACCAAACCACUUUUCAAUUCCAAUGCGACCCACCCAAUCCUCCAGCUUGGAUUGAAUUUAUCUGUGGCAGCCACCGGAUUGCCACCGAAGAUAAGGAGGGGAACAUCACGGUCUUCAGCCAUGACUUGCCGCCUGUGAAGGUUGGUACCCUCCCCAGUGGGCAUCGCCCUCCCAUUACUCUGGUCGCGGACAAUGGCUCAUUCAUCAUACGAGUUCCUCGGAACAUUGACUGCCAUUGGCACGAACACAUGAUGAUCUUAUAUGUUUCAGAUGAACCUUCUAUCCACCCUCUUUCUCCCCCUAAGAAGUGGCUGUUCACAGGGUUUACCAUGCCUGACCGAUGCACACUUGGACUCUCCCCCGAAGGACGGUACGUCGUUGCCCAUGAUGACAGUGAUAUCGUUAUUUGGUCAACAAAGACGCGCGAAUCGGUUCAAUCCCACAAAGUAUCUGGUUCCACACUUCCUGUCUCCUACCACACAUACCAUCGACCACAUCUCAUAACUCAAACCCGAACGGAAAUUCCUUCACACCUAGAGAAUAGCAUCCCUCGUGUGCAGAGCUUCACGGCUGGGCAUGAUGCAGAUCCAUGGGGGCUGGAUGCAGAUCUAUUGUGGCUGGUGCGACUAUCCCGUGCCCUCUCAUCACACUCGAAUAUGCAUCGAGGUGGUUUCCUCGCUGACGAAGACGAAGUAAUACAUAGGCACAGAACACAGAUGGUCUGGUUCAAUGGUAAACUUGAACUGCUUCUCCCACCAGGAUACCGCCCGAUCAUUCUUGACGAGAACCAGACUAGCAGUCAAGAAGUAUGGUAUGGGGAUCGAAUGCUGAGUAAUAAGGUUGACCACUACCUUCCCUGCGCCAGCAAAGAUGGGACUCGAUUUUUGGUCCAAGGGCAUAUGCAAGCCCCAAUCGUCGUCGAUAUUAGCCAAGUUGUCUAGGUCUUCUACUAUG
This is a messenger RNA of Cantharellus anzutake, 2934 nucleotides long. RefSeq lists its product as uncharacterized. NCBI's taxonomy places the organism in Eukaryota, Fungi, Basidiomycota, Agaricomycetes, Cantharellales, Hydnaceae. The record is from RefSeq and is a predicted model, not a curated record. Gene Ontology annotation, molecular function: protein binding. Bases 96 to 2921 code for a protein of 941 amino acids. The transcript has 2 exons.